CUGUCUUUGUGAGCAUAAAGUCAUUAACGGCGAAUCAUUGUUGCGUAUCAAUGCAAUUAAUUCCUGCCGUCACGAGCAACAACCAUUCAAGCCAAGCAAACAGCCAAAGUAACAACAACAGCACCAAUACUAAGCAGCAGCCGAAGAAGCGAGCAACCAAUCAGCUAACCACAACCAAUGGUGGCAGCCAGCAGUCAGCAACAAAAACAACAACACCACCAACAACAGUAAAUAAUAAGAGUAAUAGACAUGCGACAUUAAAACUGCAAAGCGUCAGAAGCAAAGCCAAAGCAACACAUGAUAAACAUGAGCAAAUGCAUUACAGCAAAAACUCACGUUCACUUUCAUUCAAUUCAUUGACGCAGAUCCAUGCAAUUAUCCGCUUUAUCAUUGUCAACGAUUUCUCAACACUGCGCUUUUUUCAUCUUGCUGCUGCUUCUGCGGCCACUUGGCGUUGAAUGCCCCGCAAUGCGAAUGUUUGCAUGUAUGUAUGUAUGUGUUUAAGGCGAAUUUUA
Messenger RNA from Ceratitis capitata (Mediterranean fruit fly), 515 nucleotides. RefSeq lists its product as uncharacterized. NCBI's taxonomy places the organism in Eukaryota, Metazoa, Arthropoda, Insecta, Diptera, Tephritidae. The coding region runs from base 51 to 458 and encodes 135 amino acids. The record is from RefSeq and is a predicted model, not a curated record. The transcript has 2 exons.